Messenger RNA from Mesocestoides corti, 1017 nucleotides. The record is from the annotation of a GenBank genome assembly. Lineage: Eukaryota; Metazoa; Platyhelminthes; Cestoda; Cyclophyllidea; Mesocestoididae.
AUGCAGCUUUUUGAGUUGGGGAUUGUUUAUUCAGUUAUAUAUUUUGGUGCCCAUCCAAGACUAAUAGUAUUAACCAAUCAGGCGUGUAAGAGAUUGGCUAUGCUUUCUGAUUCUCUCGAUGGCUGGAUUGAAGCAAUUCGGAAGUGUAAAUAUUUGCCUGAGAAAGAUCUUACAAAGCUAUGUGAAUAUGUCAGUGAACUGUUGAUGGAGGAGUGCAAUGUUCAGCCUGUAUCGACCCCUGUCACGGUUUGCGGCGAUAUACACGGACAGUUCUACGAUCUACUGAAGCUAUUCCAAGUUGGUGGGGAACCGCCGGUUACGAAUUACAUUUUCAUGGGAGAUUUUGUUGACCGUGGUUACUACAGUCUUGAAACCUUUACUUUACUUUUGGCACUCAAAGCCAGAUAUCCAGAUAGGAUCACUCUUCUUCGCGGCAAUCAUGAAAGCCGACAAAUAACUCAGGUUUACGGUUUUUAUGAUGAAUGUAUGAAUAAGUAUGGUAAUGCCAAUCCCUGGAGGCAGUGUUGCAAAGUUUUUGAUCUUUUAACGUUAGCGGCUCUUAUUGAUGAAACAAUUCUUUGCGUGCAUGGUGGUCUUUCUCCCGAAACCAAAACUCUUGAUCAAAUUCGGACUAUUGAUCGAAACAUGGAAAUACCUCACAAGGGACCCUUAUGCGACUUGCUUUGGUCUGAUCCCGAUGAUGUUUCUAAGUGGACUAUUAGCCCUCGUGGUGCAGGAUUCCUUUUUGGUCAAAAGGUGACAGAAAAGUUUGUGACUCUGAAUGGUCUGGAAUUUAUUUGUCGAGCUCACCAGCUUGUUAAUGAGGGUCACAAAUCGAUGUUUGAUGGGAAAUUGAUAACCGUUUGGUCGGCUCCAAAUUACUGCUACCGAUGUGGUAACAUCGCGGCCAUCCUCGAUAUUCAAUCGCCGCGAAAUUUCUCUUUCAAAGAGUUCUCCGCGGUCCCAGAUAAUGAACGCGUUAUCCCACCAGCACGCAUUACCCCAUACUUCCUAUAA